AUGCGAGAGACGGAAGAAGUAACACAGACGCUGAUCCUCUGUCAUAAUAUGGGGCGUAAUAUUGAUCAUGUGAAUGAUAAUGCUUGCAUUAGUGGCCAUGGCGUUCUUAUGAGAAGAUAUGACGGAGAUUGUGUCUGUAGAAAGUAUGAGGAAAAGACAUCGUUCGAGCAGACAAAUAGAACAGCUGUUUGA
This is a messenger RNA of Paraglomus occultum, 192 nucleotides long. The record is from the annotation of a GenBank genome assembly. NCBI's taxonomy places the organism in Eukaryota, Fungi, Glomeromycota, Glomeromycetes, Paraglomerales, Paraglomeraceae.